GACAGGAGGUCACCUGUGGUCUCCUGAGGGCCGCAGCCGCAGGUACCAUGUUCCUGACCACCCUCCUCUGCCAUAAUCGCAUUCCUGGCAGACAGUGGAUUGGGAAGCCCCGGCGGCUGCGGACCGUGUCUUCCCAGGCGAGGCAGAACACGAUCCGUCGCCUGGAGAUAGAGGCGGAGAACCACUACUGGCUGAGCAUGCCCUACCUCACCGCGGAGCAGGAGUACGGCCACGCCGCAGAGCACAGGGUGGCGGCCUUCGAGGCCAUCAAGGCGGCCAGCAUGUCCAAGUUCCCCCCACACAGAUUUGUGGUAGACCAGCUUGAUCAUCUCAAUGUCAGCAAGAAGUGGUCCUGACCCAGAGGCAGUCACAGGGCUGCCACCUCUGGACUCAUUCUGGAACCGAAGAAGGAGGAAAAAUGAUCCUUUGGACCAGUCUUAUUGAACAGCAAGCAUGAGUAUAGUGGUCUGCGUAUAGAAUAUCUGGAGCUCCAAACUCUUUAAUA
Messenger RNA from Lontra canadensis (Northern American river otter), 505 nucleotides. Its product is annotated as ribosomal protein 63, mitochondrial-like. Bases 48 to 356 code for a protein of 102 amino acids. The record is from RefSeq and is a predicted model, not a curated record. Gene Ontology annotation, molecular function: structural constituent of ribosome. The transcript has a single exon. Gene Ontology annotation, biological process: mitochondrial translation. Gene Ontology annotation, cellular component: mitochondrial ribosome. NCBI's taxonomy places the organism in Eukaryota, Metazoa, Chordata, Mammalia, Carnivora, Mustelidae.